GUAUAAUACUCAAGUACUACUUAUUUGUUCAAAAUUCUGUUAAUUGUCGCAUUUUGUUCGCACUUCUGAGAAUAUAGGAUCGAUCAUCGGGCCAGCGGGUUAUCACAACGAUACUGAACUAAAGCUAAAUAAAUGGUCGCCCACAACCCGUGCAAUGUCAGUGCGCUAAAGUUUUCACUGUAGUGUGGAUCGAAACAGUUUUUUAAUAUAGCCCACACCUCUACGUUUGCACUAUCAAAAUGAGGCUCCUCAUUAUAAUAGCCUCAUUUUGGGCGCUAGUGGCUUCCAAGCCCGAAAUGUACAAAGAGAAAGAGGACUUCCAAUUCUCAAGAAGUUCGUCGGACGAUGGAACCAAAUCAGGGUACUACGGAGCACAGAGGGGUAACAUGGGGGGUAACUACGAAAGGGCCCACAACAUGGACUCGUUAGCGCAGCAUCAAAUGAGCACACUCGUCCGAAACGUUGACGGGGAACUAGGAGAAGGCGCAAAUACGAGAACAGGAAGUGUCUACACCGCUGCGAACUCAAGAGGUCUUUACGGAUCAGGCAACUACGAUUUAAGCAACCUCAGAGGAAGGAACUUCGGAGAAGGCACGAGUUAUGUAGAUUUGACGCACUUCAACAAUUUAGGCCAUUCAGGUCAUACAGACUUCGAUGCCCUAUACUCAGCAGCUAACAAUGCAAGAUACAGCAACAGUCAAUCGCAUAGUUCUGGACUCAGUUCUGGAUUCCAAACGUCGGGAUCGCACACUUCUGGACUUAGUUCGGGAUAUCACACGUCAAGAUCACAGGCUUCUGGGCUUAGCUCGGGAUACCAAACGUCAGGGUCGCAGGCUUCUGGACUCAGUUCGGGAUACCAAACGUCAGGAGCACUCACUGGACUUAACUCUGCAUACCAAACGUCAGGUCUCGCGUCACAAUAUUUGCAGUCUGGCGCGCAACAUGGUGUAGACAAUACUUAUGAUGCCAGCAACUAUGAGCGUGACAGUCAUAGUGGAAGCAACUUUAAAUAUGUUCAAAGUAGUAGCUCAGCGCGAUCUGACUCCGAAAACAGUAACAGUGGCAGUGGUUACGAUUAUAAAACCAGUACUCAUUUGCUACACGCUACACCAGUCAGAGUGUAUAUAACACCUGGCAGUAGAGUGGCAAUACCAGUAGCGGCUCAAGUUUAUGACGCGUCUGCUGUUCAUGGACAGAAUGCAGUAAACACUGAUUCAGAAAUUCUAAGCACAAAUGGACAGCGAAUAAAUUACAAACCCUCAAAUAAUGCAAAACAUUACGAAUCUUCUUACAGUUACCGUAAAGAAUGGCAAAAACAAGACUCUGUACCUGCAGUUGCAAUAGUUCCAACGGAAAGUCCAUUUGCAAGUAACAGUGAACUAUACGAGGAUGCACAAUCUCUUCAAACAGCCAACAAUGAGCAAGAAAGCGAACUAGCAUCUGCUAGUAGUCAAUCGAGCAGGGCCAAUAGCGCUUAUUCAAGUGGGUAUAGUGCCAACACAAAGAGUCAAUUAUCUAGUCAAUUAUAUAAUUCUGGGGCCAGUGCAUCAGAUGCGUACAGCCACAAAGCGUAUGGUGCCAAUUUGUAUGGAUCUCAUAUUUCAGAUGGUACACUUAAUUCAAACAAGCUCGUUGAAGACAUCGCUUCUAGACCAAAAAGCUAUCACUCUUCAUAUUCGUACCACAAAUCAUGGGAAAGGCGUGGUGAUCCAUACGUAAUAAAGCCAGUAAGCGAUGUUACCGAACAAAACAGUCGCCUAAGACGAUCAUUAAACACAAAUGAAUAUCAACAAAGUGAAAAUUUAAAUGAUGGACAGGAGGAUCUGGGUCAGCAAACUGACAGUAGAUGGCAAAACUUAGCAGAUGCUGGACAAGAAACACAAAAUAAAUGGGACGAUUUAGAAAGUUUUAAUCAACAAACGCAAAGCCAGUUGGGCAAUCUGGAAGACUUAGGUCAACAAACACAGAAUCAAUGGGACAAGUUAGAAGAUUUAGGUCAACAAACUCAAAAUCAAUGGGGCCAAUCAGAAGACUUAAGUCAACAACCCCAGUCUCAAGAUAGAUUAGAAAAUUUAGGCCAAGAAACUCAAAACCAAUGGGGACAGUUAGAAGACUUAAGAAUUAAGAAACCCCGGUCUCAAGAUAAUCUAGAAGAUUUAAGUCAACAAACACAGAAUCAAUGGGACAAGUUAGAAAAUUUAGGUCAACAAACUCUAAAUCAAGGUAGCAAUUUAGAAGGUUUAAGUCAACAAACACAAGACCAAUGGAAUAAAUUAGAGGAUUUAAGCCAGCAUACACAAUCACAGGAUAAAAUAGCAGAGUUAGGGCAACAAAUUCAAAAUCAAUGGGGCCAAUUAGAAGAUUUAAGUCAACAAACUCAGUCUCAAGAUGCAUUACAAAAUUUAGGACAGCAAGCUCAAAACCAAUGGGGACAUUUAGAAGACUUAAGCCAGCAACCUCAAUCUCAAGAUAAACUAGAAGACUUAGGUCAGCAAACACAGAAUCAGUGGGACAAGUUAGAAAAUUUAGGUCAACAAACUCAGAAUCAGUGGGGCCAAUCGGAAGACUUAAGUCAACAAUCACAAAACGAAUGGAAUAAGUUGGAGAAUUUAAAUCAACAACCUCAAACUCAGGAUAAACUAGAAGAAGUCGCUCAACAAUCACAAUCUCAUUGGGGUAAACUAGAAGAUUUAGGUCAACAGGCCCAAAAUCAAUGGACCGACUUAGGGGGAUUUACUCAACAAACACAGUCUGAAUGGGGCCAACAAGAAGACAAAACUCAACAAUCACAAAGUCAGGACAAAGUAGAAGAUGUAGGUCAACAAAUCCAAUCUCAUUGGGGCAAAUUGGAACAAUUUGGUCAAAACGCUCAAAACCAAUGGGAUUUAAGUCAGCAAACACAACCUCAAUGGGGUAAUUUUGACGAUUUAAGACAACAGUCACAGUCUCCUUGGGGAAAACUAGAAAAUGUAGGUCAUCAAACCCAAAAUCAAUGGAAUAACUGGGCAGAAUCACAGAGCCAGCAUAGAUUUGAGGAUUUCGGUCAACAAACACAGUCUCACUGGGAUAAACUAGGAAAUUUAGAUCAAAAUACACAAAAUAUGUGGAACUACCUAAAUAAGCAAGAAAAUUUGGGACACCAUGCAUGGAAUGUAGCAAAUUUUGGUCAAGAUAUGGAAAACACCUAUGGAGGACAUCAGUUUUAUGGACCGUGGACUACAGAUGACAGAUUUGUUCCUUUUAUAAACAAUGGAGAUAUUCCACACUCACCAUAUUAUCAUUCACAGAUAUCACAAAAUAAUAACAGGUGGAUCUGUCGUUAUCCUGGACAUGGAAGUUAUUUCCAUAAUCAUAAUUUUGAUGGAAGUGAAACAGCAACAGAAUCAAAUAUUCCAUUUAAUACUCAACAAGCCAAUCCGGUGAUACCAAUAGAAAAUACAGCACAUAACGAAGAUAAGUUGCCUAAGGAUGAUACAAACAUACAAAGCGAAACUACUACGAUGAAGUAUGUAACAGUACAAGUCCAAACACCAGACCCUAAAUCUCAAGAUACUACAAAAACAGAUAAAUCUCCACCUGAAUCUAAUAAAAAUCCUAUUGAUGUUGGACGUGGGGACAUCGGUCCGGAAGAUUCUUCAAUUGAAACAACUAUAACUGAAAAAAGCAAUUCUGAAACACCAGAAGAAAUAGUACCUUUAAGUUUGACUAAAAACCAAAGAGCUAUGUCAGUAAAACCUUUAAAUUUAAGUGUAACAGGCAUUAAUCCACAAAAUGAGGCGAAUACACAAAAUGUUCGGAAUGACGUUAGCACAAUUAUAGAACCAAUAACAAAUUCUACUGCCGAUCCAAAGCACAGUCUUGAGAAUGAUAACAUAAAUUUAAUUUCAGUACCAGAAGAUCCUACCCAAAAAUUCAAGUUACCGAGUUCAUUAAAUAAUCCUGUAAUUGAAAAACAGAUUGGUAGUAUACCAAUGACUGCUAGUUAUGAACCACGACAGGAAACGUCAACAGUGGUAUUAGAAAAUAUUGAACAGCAAAAACAGACACAGAGCUUGGACCAGCAAAACAUGGGUCCAUAUUUGAAGCCUAAUGAAGAACAAAAUAUAGAACAACAUUUAGAUCCUUUAGAGCCACAAAAAGUUGCACAGAAUUUAUUAUCUGUUGGACAACCAAAUGUCGAGCAACCUAUAGAAGAACAACAAAUAACUCAACAGUUAAACAACUUUGAAAAGCAAAAUUGGGGUCAAGAACCACAUAACUUUAACCAGCAAAAUAUAGAACAGUAUUUGGAGCCUUUUAAUCAACAAAGUAUGAAUCAACAUCAUGAGCCUAUUGUGGCACAAAAAGAUGCACAGAAUUUAGAAUCUGUUAGACAGCCAAAUAUAGAGCAACCUUCAGAGCCUUUAGAAGAACAACAAAUAACUCAUCAGUUAAACAACUUUGAACAGCAAAAUUGGGGUCAAAAAACACAAAGCCAGCAAAACAUGGAAAAAAAUUUACAGCCCUCUGGACAAGAAAAUAUUGGUCAACAAUUGGAAUCUCUUGAAAAACAAAAUCUAGAGCAAUUACAGACUAAUAACAAUCCACAAUUAGAAAACUUUGCCCCAACAGAUAGUAGACAACUAGACAUUCCAGAAAAAAAUCCUACAGCUUUCAUUGCACAUGAUGAUUUUGGGCCAUUGUUCAAAGAACAUACUGAUAAAAAUACUGAACCCUAUUUAGAACCAACAACAAUUAAAACAAGCCCUCAAACAAAUGAUCAAGAACAAAAUAAAGAACUCUCAAGAAACACUGAAGCUCCUUCAACUCUUGUAGAACGAACUACUGAAAAACAAGGAUUUUGGGGAUCAAUAUGGAAAAAAACGAAAGGUGCUAAGGAUACCAUAGUAUCAUGGUUUCAAAGUUAACUAGCUUGUUUACAAUUAUCAUAGAUUAAUUUAUAAUUUAUUGUUUUGUUUAAUAUUUAUGGAAUCAAUAAGAGUAAAAAUUGAAUUUGCUUACAUCAGGUAAAGAAUGAAAGUAUUUAACAAAUGCUUGUUGCUGUACUGAAUCUGAAACAAAUAAAAAUGCAAAUUUAAUUUAAAUGUA
Bicyclus anynana (squinting bush brown) is the source of this 5088-nucleotide messenger RNA. RefSeq lists its product as uncharacterized. Lineage: Eukaryota; Metazoa; Arthropoda; Insecta; Lepidoptera; Nymphalidae. Bases 240 to 4907 code for a protein of 1555 amino acids. The record is from RefSeq and is a predicted model, not a curated record. The transcript is spliced from 3 exons.